AUUUCCCAGAAUGCAGCACUGUCACGUGCAGCGCAUUGAGGAAAUAGAGCCGUCCUGAAAAAAAGUGAAUUUUUCUAUAGGGAGAGAAAGCAGAGCAGGACAGUGAGGUUCUCUGUGAUCCUGCUGGAGAUCUUUUACAGGAUUAUCAGCGUGUCAGUGAUCGACCGUCCUGAUCAGCUUCUGGAACAGGAGAUCUGGACUAGUGAUCACAGCAGCUGAACUGGAAUGAAUGAGUGGUGAGCUCCCAUUAGGGGUUUCGCAGUAGUUUAGUGUGCUUGUGUGUGUGUGUGUGGUGCACUGACAUCUGGUGUGUAGUGCUGGAGGAUCUGGUUCAGAGCUGUAAUGGAUUAUGAGGAGAAGGCGAACUGGGUGGCGGAGCUGCUUCUGGGCUACAGCAGAGACCAGUCCGGCUGGAAAAGCUGCAAGAAAACGAGUGAAGUUGUGGUGUACUGGAGACCAUCGGCCGAGUUUACUGGAAACGUGUAUAAAGGAGAGGGGAUAGUGAAUGGCAGUCCGCAGAAAGUGUGGGAAUGCCUGAAACCGGACCCCAACGGGCUUCGUGUGAAAUGGGACAACAAUGUAAAGAAGUUUGAGCUGCUUGAACAAGUUUCUUCAGACGUAACGGUGUGCAGAACUGUCACUCCCUCUGCUGCUAUGGGCAUUAUAUCACCGCGGGACUUUGUGGAUGUUAUUUUAGUUAAGCAGUAUGAAGACGGCACAGUUACGUCAAAUGCCACUCAUGUAAACCAUCCAUCCUGUCCUCCUCAGCCUGGCUACGUACGAGGGUUUAAUCAUCCUUGCGGCUGCUUUUGUGUGCCAGUUCCUGGGGAAGCAAAUAAAACCAAGCUGAUCAGCUUUUUCCAGACGGAUCUCGGAGGUUUGCUUCCCCGUUCAGUCGUGGAUUCGUUCUUUCCGUCCAGUAUGACUGAAUUUUACAGUAACCUCACUAAAGUGGUCAAAUCUCUCAAAUAGCACUAAAAGCACUUUCUCUACAAAAUCUAAGCAGGAUUCAUCCUGUAUUUGUUGUUGUUUUUGCAUAACCUUUAAUCGAGAUAAAAUUACUUUAGAUUUUUGAUUAUUUCACUAUGUACAAAUGGGCAGGGCUUACUAGUAUUAACCAAUAAUAUCAUAUUUCCAUCCAAACUAAACCCUUUCCACCCUACUAGAAGUAAAAAGCUCUUCUGUAACUGUAACUUCCCCAUGCUCUUAAUGAAAGCAGAACAGUAGGAUCAGUCCGUGUCGAAGGCUACAUUCACACUGCAGGUAAAAGUGGCCUACAUCUAAUUAAAGUCCACCAAGUCUCACCAUGUUUAUACUUUUUCAUUUAUUUGACCCAUAUCUGACAUACGUCUUAACAGUUUGGGCACAUAUACUAAAUUGCAUGAACAAAAGAACAUUGCUUCACAAGAAGUUUUGGUUUCAUCUUUGCCAGCAUCACAGGCACUAUCAGUGAUUUAAAGUGGCUGUAUUAAAAAAAAAUACAAAAAAAUUAUCCUUUUUAAAACUGUAGAACCUUUUUUUUACUGAUCUAUAGCGCAGAUUGAUUUAGGGCGUGUCUUUGGUAUUGUGAAGGUGCAAAAAGCACGCCUUGCAUGACUCACAAACGUGCAAAAGGCACGUACUAAUUCUCUUAAUUAAUUAUGAGUGUGUAUUUGAUCAGUGUGCCAGACGUUAUUCCCUUUAAGAAGCAGGUGCACUCUGAUUUUUCCGUGUUUAUAUCGUAACAGUGCGGCGUUUUUGCACAUUUCUGCAGAGGAUACCAACCUGCGUGUUCAUGCUGUGAAGGUACACCAGCAGCUUAUUUAAAGAAAAAAGCAAUGUUAGUUUAUUCUUUAUUCUGCUUAUUGUUGAGGUAAAAGCUGAGUUGUACAUGCGCUCCUGCAUGGCUAAGAUAGGUUUGCGCAGCUGACUGUUGACUGUUGUCAGGGUUUUAAUCAGUCAGUGGCGCACCCGUAUUUCCCACCGCCAAGAUAAAAACACGCCAGAUAUUUACCUGAAUACACCACACCCUUCGGCGUAGAUAUAUUCAUAAAGUCCAACACUAUUUUAACAGCAUAACGACAACAUGCCUUGCGCAGGGUGUACGAUAGGGCACAAUGCAUCUUAAACUUACUUUAACUUUAACUCUCUGUAGAAUUUAAGUACAUUUUACAGUGUUCCUAGUCUUGUAAUAUUAUUGAAACUGAGACAUCACCCCAAAUAUUACCUUGCUAUCCAACAAAUUAAACCCCUUAUUCAUUGCUUUUGUCCAUUUCCCAUCACCUCAUUGCUUUUAUUUUCGUGUCCUGGACAUAAAAGUCAAAUUAAUUUAAAUUUCCAAAUUUGAAUUAUAAAAGUUUGUGCUGUUUCCAGUGCCACUCAAAUAACGUAUCUGUGUUACACAUGAUGAAAAAGAUUUAGUUUGGGACCCUUUUAUUUGCUGUGUGAAUAUAGCCUGAAAGAUCACUGAAGGUCAUGCAAUGCGUCUUUAAUGAUUUUCUUUUAUUAAACCAAUGUAGUUUUAGCUGCAACAGUUUAUCUCAUUUCAAGUCCUGAAAAAUUACAUGAAAUUAUAUUUGCAGUCUUACAGUACAACAAAUUAGAACCUAUAUUUGCUUGCUUCAAAAUAUUCUUUCCUUUAUCUGAGGACGGACUGAUGUAGCCCCUAAACGUACAGUGAAACUUCCUCUAAAUGCCACCGCAGGUCCAGUUGCCUUGAUUUCUUCCUGCAGUAGGUACGCAUGCACAGGUGUCUGCAGGAGAGUUUAAAGUACUGUAUAUCUAGCCAUGUUGUUGUAAAGAAAAACAGCUACUGUUGCUCAACUAUGUGACCCCAUUUUGCAGUCGGUCAUCAUAUUUCAACCAUUUCAUACCUCAGUUUAUAUAUACAUAUUGCAUUUUGAAUUUGACGCACAAAGUUUACUUGAUUGAAAAGUGUAUGUUAUUUAAUCUUUUCUCUUUUCCCACAAAAACCCAGUAUCUCCAUUUUUGUGACCUCAGAAUUUCAUAGUGAAAAGACUGACCAAAAAUACAUUUUAUUUAAAUAUCCAUUUAAAAGUAAGGCAGGUUUUUGCUUAUUGUAUAAAUUAAUCAUUUUGAUAUUGUGCACAUUCACAUUUAGGUGAAAAUUGUUAAUGAAUUGUUUAUAUUAAGGAACUGAACGUAAUAUACUUUUGAAUGUGUGAACAGCAUGUCAUUUAUAUACAUACAGCUCUGGAAAAAAUUAAGAGACCGCUUCAGUUUCUGAAUCAGUUUCUCUGAUUUUGCUAUUGAUAGGUAUAUAUUUGAGUAAAAUAAACAUUAGCAUUUUAUUCUAUAAACUACAGACAACAUUUCUCCCAAAUUCCAAAUACAAAUAUUUUAUAUUUGCCAUUUAGAGCAUUUUUUUGCAGAAAAUGAGAAACGGCUGAAAUAACAAAAAUGAUGCAGAACUUUCAAACCUCAAAUAAUACAAAUGAAACAAGUUCAUAUUCAUAAAGUUUUAAGAGUUCAGAAAUCAAUAUUUGGUGGAAUAACCCUGUUUUUUUAAUCACAGUUUUCAUGCAUCUUGGCAUCAUGUUCUGCUCCACCAGUCUUACACACUGCUUUUUAAUAACUUUAUGCCUGCACUCCUGGUGCAAAAAUUCAAGCAGUUCAGUUUGGUUUGAUGGCUUGUGAUCAUACAUCUUCCUCUUAAAUAUAUUCCAGAAGUUUUCAAUUUGGUAAAAUCAAAGAAACUCAUCAUUUUUAAGUGGUUUCUAUUUUCCAGAGCUCUAUAUAUGUGUAUGCAAAUUACAUGCUGUUCAUGUAAUUUUUUUAGCUCCACUAAUUACAGACUGUAAUCAUUCUGUUUCUCUUUAUACCUUAUUGUUACUUCGUUUACCCUGUGGUGGUCCCCAUAGGACCACAACAGAGCAGGUAAUGUUUGGGUAUUUUGGUCAUUCUUAGCACUGCGGUGACAGUGACUUGCUGGAUCAGAUACAGCGGUGCUGCUGGAGUUUUUAAACACCUCAGUGUCACUGCUGGACUGAAAAUAAUUAACCAAGGAUUACAGAUAAGGACUACAAAGUGUUCUGUACUUUGGUGAAAAGUUGGGUGGUGUAAUUUGUCCUUUUAUCAUUCCAUCCUUUUAAACAUGUUUAGAGGUCUCAUUGUUGUUAAGGGAAAUUAAUAUACAUUGUCAGUAACACUUUUUUUCUGUGAUAGGACUACUAAAGGAUAGUAACAACUUUAGGCUUUUUAAAAAAUUGUUUAUGUAUGUAUGAAACUUUGAUCUGUUUUUAUGACUGUUUCAUGCUAAGAUAAGGAUAUUAUGUGUUUGCAUCUUGAAUCAUAACUGGUAUUUUAUUAAUUGUGGUAAAUGUUCGUUCAUUUUAAUUAAAGCCAUCAGGGACCAAGACACUUUUUGAAAGGGGAGGGAAACUAGAAAGGUGCUGGGUUUAGUGGGCAUUCCAAAUGUAUUAGAACACAUACUGCCCUUUUUCUCUGUUUACAUGUACGUCCAUGUUUAAUGCUGUUAAGGAAAGAAAGGAAGAAAUAAAUAGUUGAAUUGAACUUGAAUAUUUGGAAAUAACCACUAAUUUUACUAACAUUACUGCCUGCACUUUUAGUAAAACUGCCAGUUUUUUUUAACAAGAUGAUAACAUGGCAGCAACUUGUGGAGAACACGUAGGCCAGGUAGGAUUUCUGAAUUGUAAUAAAAAAACCACAAAGGAGUGGUUCACUGCCUCUUCUCCAGAUGUAGUCAAUUAGCCAAGGCAAAUACAGUGUUAGAAGUUAGCUUCUUUAGUUUUGCACUGAAGCUACAAGGCUAGUCACUGUCUCCAAAAGUACAAAAACAGUGUCAGUUCACUAAAGGGCAACAUUUGUAAGGCUAUACGAAGUUAUAUAAGUUUUUCAUGACAUUUUCUGUUGUAAAAUGGCAUCAGAAUUGACAGCCUUUGUGGUCCUGGGUGGCCCAUCUGUCUAAGAGCUGGUUCUUACAUAAGGAAAUAGCUGGUUCAGGCCCUGGUGAUGUCAAAGCUACACAUGACCGGGUGUCCCAGACCCAGAGCAUUACUGGCCUUUCUCUCACUGGGUAGGUUAGACAGCCCUUUGUCUGCCCAUCAUUUAGCCUAAUGCUAGUAUUAAGUGUAUGGGUGACAAAUCCUGCCAAAAAUAAUACUUAAAUAAAAACACUAAAAUGAAAAUGCAAAUACCGUUUUGCACUUUCUAUUUUCAAAUGUGUGAAUAAAUUAUGACAAAGUUAAAAACGAAAUUAAAUCACUUAAUUUGCAAAUACAUUUUUCACUUGAGCACGGCCCGUAUGUGACAAAAAUAAAAUUUUAAUUAAAAAGGAUUUUUGUCAUUUAAUUUUUAUUACCAUACGGGUAUCUCACAGUCAAAUCUAAAAUUAAAAAUCUAAUUGUAAAAAGAAAACUAAAAGCUUGACUUUCCCCUUGCUUUUUCUUGAUGAAGUGCAUAAUAAAUAAAUUAAUAAAUAAAAAAAUUAAAAAAUGUCCAAACUUAAAUCAAAAUGCAAUGUUAAUGUUUGAAUUAAUUAAAAAAUGUAAUUUAAUGUUCCUUGCAUAAGGCUGCAUGUCUGACAGAAUUAAAAUGAAAACACAAGGGGGUAAAUUGGGGAGAAAAUGGGGAAAAUGUGAAAUAAACUUAUUUAAAAAAAAAUUACACUAAAUGGAAAAAUCAAUAGCAAAUUGACAUUUUGUGAUUUAUUUUUGGCAUGGGCGGUGCUUUAAGUGUCAAAAUCAAAAGGCAAAUGCAAGAGAAGAUUAGCGCUCUCUGCUGGUUAUUUACUUUUUUAUUUUCCCUUUGCACUUUAAAAUGAAAAAUCUAAUCAUUAAAAAACUUAACACUUGUUGCAAUAGGAAUUUAUAAAUGUAAAUGUGGAUGUGCUGUAUGUUAUUUACCAUUAAAAAGCUAUUUUGUCAUGUAGUCUUAUAAAUGCUGCCCUUCAAUAAAGUGAAUUAGACUUCCAUUAAUUUGUUAGCUACAUCCAGUGUAAAAUUGAAGAAGCAAAACUUGUCUUGACAUGUUUUGUCUGUCUACAUUCAGAGUUUUAAGGGACCAUGCAUAUUUUUUAUUGUCACUUUAAUAGUAAAGGAUCAGUGGUCAGGAUGAGAAAACUCACUGUGAUUUUACACACUGCUGACUAAAAGCUUGUAUCUCUAUGGGUUGGUUUCUCAGAAGGAGUUUAAAUCUAGUCAUAGACUGUAUUUUACUUUCAAAUAGAAAAUGUCCAAGUUGCACAAUAACAAAGGGACCAUGUCUUUAGUGUUCACUGAAACAACUGCUGUGUUAAGUUUAAUUCACAAUGUUGAGUGAAGUGCAUCAACCUUCAUUCUGUCCGGUAGUUACUGUAUGUUGAUGUUUUUGAUAUGUAAUUGAUAAUCAAUAGUAAUCAUAAAUCAACUCAAAUCACUGUUUCUUUUCUUUUUUCUUUUUUUUUUUUUUUAAGAUUGUGUGAUUUGGAUGUUUGGUCCAUUGCAAUGUUCUCUUUCACACACAAGUCUGAUUACUGUGUAUAUCUUGUGUAUAUCUCGUGUAUUCACUGGUGUUGUAUCAAAGAGCAUGAUCAUUUGUGCCAGUUGAUUGAUUGCAUGUUUUUGGCACGUUCAUACCGUACGCAAUUCAAGUUCAUGUUUCCAAAUAAUGUUUUUAAGUUUUAAGUUUAAUUGAAGUAAACUUGAAGUAUACAGUGUAUCUGUGUUUUAAAAUAAAGUCUCAGAUUUAUCAUCA
Messenger RNA from Astyanax mexicanus (Mexican tetra), 6693 nucleotides. It is a transcript of the gene stard5, whose product is annotated as StAR-related lipid transfer (START) domain containing 5. Gene Ontology annotation, molecular function: lipid binding. The transcript is spliced from 6 exons. The record is from RefSeq and is a predicted model, not a curated record. Lineage: Eukaryota; Metazoa; Chordata; Actinopteri; Characiformes; Acestrorhamphidae. The coding region runs from base 343 to 972 and encodes 209 amino acids.